GCGCGGCGCUCACAAUGGCUAGAGCCGGCGGCGGGGGCGCAGCCCCACCCAGUGCCGAGCGCGCCGCGAGCCGCGCCGCACGCUGAGCGCCUCCUCCCGCCGAGCGCGCCGGCGCCGGGCCAUGUACUCGGGGAACCGCAGCGGCGGCCAGGGCUUCUGGGAGGGCGGCGGGGCCGCGGGCGCUGAGGAGCCGACCCCGGAGGGGACGCUGAGCCCGGCGCCGCUCUUCAGCCCGAGCGCCUACGAGCGCCUGGCGCUGCUGCUGGGCUCUAUCGGUCUGCUGGGCGUCGCCAACAACCUGCUGGUGCUGGUGCUCUACUACAAGUUCCCUCGGCUCCGCACUCCCACUCACCUCUUCCUGGUCAACAUCAGCCUCAGCGACCUGCUGGUGUCCCUCUUCGGGGUCACCUUUACCUUCGUGUCCUGCCUGAGGAACGGCUGGGUGUGGGACACCGUGGGCUGCGUGUGGGACGGGUUUAGCGGCAGCCUUUUUGGGAUUGUUUCCAUUGCUACCCUAACUGUGCUGGCCUAUGAACGUUACAUUCGUGUGGUCCACGCCAGAGUGAUCAAUUUUUCCUGGGCCUGGAGGGCCAUUACCUACAUCUGGCUCUACUCCCUGGCAUGGGCAGGAGCACCCCUCCUUGGCUGGAACAGGUACAUCCUGGAUGUGCACGGACUAGGCUGCACUGUGGACUGGAAAUCCAAGGACGCCAACGAUUCCUCCUUUGUGCUUUUCUUGUUUCUUGGCUGCCUGGUGGUGCCUGUGGGCGUGGUAGCCCAUUGCUAUGGCCAUAUUCUGUAUUCCAUUCGAAUGCUUCGCUGUGUUGAAGAUCUUCAGACAACACAAGUCAUCAAGAUUUUAAAAUAUGAAAAGAAAGUGGCCAAAAUGUGCUUCUUUAUGAUAUUUACCUUCCUGGUCUGCUGGAUGCCUUAUAUUGUGAUCUGUUUCUUAGUGGUUAAUGGUCAGGGACAUCUGGUCACGCCAACAGUGUCGAUCGUUUCAUAUCUCUUGGCUAAAUCAAACACUGUAUAUAAUCCAGUGAUUUAUAUCUUCAUGCUCAGAAAGUUUCGUAGAUCACUUUUGCAGCUCUUAUGUUUCCGACUGCUGAGAUGCCAGCGACCUGCUAAAGACCUACCAGCAGCGGAGAGUGAAAUGCAGAUCAGACCUAUCGUGAUGUCACAGAAAGACGGGGACAGGCCAAAGAAAAAAGUGACUUUUAACUCUUCUUCCAUCAUUUUUAUCAUCACCAGUGACGAAUCACUAUCAGUUGACAACAGUGACAAAACCAAUGGGUCCAAGGUUGAUGUAAUCCAAGUUCGUCCUUUGUAGGCAAUGAAAGAUGGGGCCUUAGAUUGGAUGCCACUGUGGACUUCUAUUUCCAUUACAAGGCGUAUUCUGGAAGCCUCAUUCUAUGUAACAUCAACAGAACACUGGUGGCCCAGCCAGAAAUGUGAAUUGCCCAUAUGCUCUCUGGCCUCAGGAAGCAAUUGAAUAAGAACAAAUUAUUUCAACUCAACGGGUGCUUUACAUAAUGAAAAACCACUUGUGGCACAAGAUGGGCAUCUGGCACCAUCAUCUUCUAACGUGCUGAAGAUUUUCAUUUCAAAAUUAUUUUUUAAAUGACUAUAUUUUCCAAAGCACAUAAAACAUUUUUCUCAAAAAGACUUCACUGCACAAUUACCUUUGUCUCAUAUAUAUGUGUACAACAGCUAGCAAAUGUUCAAUUUUCUGAGCUGUUGGGCUCUGUAUCUUGUCACAUCAUAUAUCUGGUCUGACCAAAUCAGAUUUAUCAAGGACAUAAUUCUACAAUGAAAAAACAAUAUCAAUCCUCUAACUUUAUCAAAAACAAAAGAUUUGUAUGUACAGUAUGACAAAGGAGAGCGUCCGUUAACAUGCUCCUGACCAAGCUCUAGAAGAUACUACAGAGAAGCAUUAGAGCAAAAGAACAAGAUGAUGAAUUUUAACUUAAUCAUAGUGUAAAAUGAACUAUACAACAGUAGAAGAUGUGCAUGGUGAAGAUGGUGUUGAUAGCACAGUGGUGUCUCCACCUAGUUCAUCUCAAACACAAUCAUGGCAGAAUUAAACUCUCCUUUUGAUAAAUUCCCACAAUUUUGCCAAAAGUUCUGGAUUUGCAGGAAGUGUUAUGAAAUAGCAGACAACAUUUGAAAGUGUUAAUCCUUUUUGUUCAGCAGUCAGUCCACUACAGAGAAGAUGGUCAGUGUUAGUGAAGAGGCCGUUUUCCCAUGGGUCAUUGCUUAGUCUUGCAAGAGACCAGGGUGUGCUACCCCCAAAUAUGCCUCAUUGGCAUACGGAUUAUUCUGAGCUAAAGACAAUGGAGAAACAACAGAUGCAAGACAAUCUCUGCCUGCCCCCAUCUGCCCAAAAGCCAGACAUAAAUUUUGUAACUUCUCCCCUCUACCAGAAAGGGCAAGGUUGAUCACCAGAAAGACCUUUCAAUCAUGAUCAGCCUGGAAACCAGCACCAGAAGAAUCUACAUAACAAACUCCCAAAUACUUCUUUGACUCUCACAAUUCCUUUUCUUUUGUCUUGUCACUUGUCUAAAAAUUUACUGUUCUUUUGGAAGAUGUGUAAGCU
This is a messenger RNA of Otolemur garnettii (small-eared galago), 2596 nucleotides long. RefSeq names its product opsin 3 (gene OPN3). Gene Ontology annotation, molecular function: G protein-coupled receptor activity. NCBI's taxonomy places the organism in Eukaryota, Metazoa, Chordata, Mammalia, Primates, Galagidae. Bases 122 to 1330 code for a protein of 402 amino acids. Gene Ontology annotation, cellular component: membrane; photoreceptor outer segment. Gene Ontology annotation, biological process: G protein-coupled receptor signaling pathway. The transcript is spliced from 4 exons. The record is from RefSeq and is a predicted model, not a curated record.